AAGAUCUGCUAUGUUGCUCUUGACUUUGAGCAGGAAAUGCAGACAGCUUCAACAUCAUCAUCCCUUGAUGAGCUUCCUGAUGGUUAAGUAAUUACCAUUGGUAAUGAGAGGUGCAGGUGCCCAGAAGCUGAAUUCCAGCCAUCCUUCCUCGGCAUGGAGUCUGCAGGUAUCCACGAAACCACCUACAACUCCAUCAUGAAGUGCGACGUCGAUAUCCGUAAAGACUUGUAUGCCAACACUGUAUUGUCUGGUGGUUCCACAAUGUUCCCAGGUAUUGCUGACCGUAUGCAGAAAGAGAUCACUGCUCUUGCUCCACCAACAAUGAAGAUCAAGAUCAUUGCUCCACCAAAGCGCAAAUACUCUGUAUGGAUCGGAGGCUCCAUCUUGGCCUCUCUAUCCACCUUCCAACAGAUGUGGAUCUCCAAACAAGAGUAUGAUGAAUCUGGUCCAUCCAUCGUCCACAGAAAGUGCUUCAAGAUUAAAAAAAACCAACAUAGCUGUAAUUAAUUAAUUUAAGAUCUGACUGCAUUUAUCCCAACUAGUCUUGCAUACUUUGCUCCCUGUCAGCCUUUUGAAAUCAGUCCCAGCAAGAU
Molecule: messenger RNA, 593 nt
Organism: Physella acuta
Lineage: Eukaryota; Metazoa; Mollusca; Gastropoda; Physidae
Product: actin, alpha skeletal muscle-like
Source: RefSeq, a predicted model, not a curated record